AUGGUCCAAGGGAAGGCGAUUGUUGCGAAUAGAUAUGGUUUCAAAAAGUCAUUUGGCAACGAUGAUAAUCCCGUUUUCAAUGUCAUGGACUAUAGAGCCAUUGGAGAUGGCAUCGCAGAAGACUACCAAGAUUUUCUAGAUGCAUGGACAACGAUGUGCAAUACAGCCGGAACUAAUGCAAUCCUUUUCGUACCAAAGGGAAAAACGUUCUUAGUGAGUCGUAUAAGCUUCAUUGGUACUUGCACAGUACAAAAACCAUUUAAACAGGUUGAUGGGGAUAUUGUUGCACCCACAAGGGAUGGUUGGAACGGUGGAAAUCCUCGACCCACUGAUACUUGGAUAACAUUCAACAAUAUGAAUGGUCUAACAAUAAAUGGAUCAGGUCGAAUCGACGGUCGAGGUUCAGAUUGGUGGGAUCUACCUGAUAAAGACAGACCAUCGGCAUUAACAUUGCAAAAUUGUAAUAAUUGUCAAUUGAGCUGGUUGACGCAUGUGAAUAGCCAAAGAAAUCACAUUUCCAUAUGUGAUUCUAAUAACGUGGUGAUUUCUCACAUAAACAUAAUUGCUCUUGAAGACAGUCAUAAAACUGAUGCCUUUUUAAAUGCGAUCACAUUUAGAAAGGUAUUAACUUAUUUUCUUGUAAGCUCAGGUGAUGAUUGUGUUGCUAUCAAUGGAGGAUGCAAGUUUAUCAAUAUUACCGACGUGAAUUGCGGUCCUGGACAUGGCAUAAGUAUUGGAAGCUUAGAAGCUAAUGGAAGAGAGGACACAGUUGAAGAAAUGCAUGUUCAAAAUGUUCAUUUUACUGGAACUAUGGAUGGAGCAAGAAUCAAGACAUAG
Molecule: messenger RNA, 837 nt
Organism: Papaver somniferum (opium poppy)
Lineage: Eukaryota; Viridiplantae; Streptophyta; Magnoliopsida; Ranunculales; Papaveraceae
Product: probable polygalacturonase At3g15720
Exons: 6
Coding region: 1-837 (278 amino acids)
Biological process (GO): carbohydrate metabolic process
Molecular function (GO): polygalacturonase activity
Source: RefSeq, a predicted model, not a curated record